AUGUUGUCUUUACCCGAUGACAUUAUAACCUUUAUGUUAAAUGUUAAACUGCUGGAUAGAAAAGACUUGGUUAGCAUAUCAAUGUUAAAUAAGGACUACCGGAAACGUUUUGAACCUAUCCUGUUUGAUAAAAUAAAAAUGACCUGGAGCCAGUUGAAUUCUACCUCAAACUGCAGUGAUAGUAAGCAGAGGCAACCAUUACAAAUAUCUCUUCACAGAUGCUUUGAGUCCUUUAUGUACAAAGAUUUAGUGUCAUUUAUUCGCGUUCAUAGCGAUAUGCACAACUUCAAGCAAACUUCAUAUGGCGAAUGGAAUACUGAUUUGUCACCUCUGAAUGAUUGCAAGUUUCUCAAAGGUUUGGCUAUUGAAGUUUUGACAUCUUCCCGAUGCCUCAAAUAUCAAUCAGCAUUAGAGAGAAGUCAAAUUGUAUCCUUGAGAAUCUGCAGCCACUCAACCACCGAUGACAAUGCCUCGCUUUUUCAACUUACCCAUAUCAGCACGCAUUUCCCAAAUGUAUCUAAGCUGACUCUUGAAGGCUUCCUAAUAGACAAGGACCAGUAUUUCAUGCCUUCACUGAAUAACAGUGGAAGACUUUCCAAGCUUAGAGAUAUUACUUUGGUCAACUGUCAGUGGGAGUAUCCCUUAUCAUUGUUUGAUAUUUUUUGCCCUUUUUACCACCAUAGUUCUCUAUACACAACGUCAAAAACCCCAGAGAUCAUACAACCUACAAGUCUAUGUCUCAAAUACACUAACAGCUAUUCGUCCUUCGUUUUGUAG
Messenger RNA from Komagataella phaffii GS115, 777 nucleotides. RefSeq lists its product as uncharacterized. The record is from RefSeq and is a predicted model, not a curated record. Bases 1 to 777 code for a protein of 258 amino acids. NCBI's taxonomy places the organism in Eukaryota, Fungi, Ascomycota, Pichiomycetes, Pichiales, Pichiaceae. The transcript has a single exon.